AGGUUGGGUGAGGACAUGGAGGAGGACAACCAAACAGAGACCUGGCACCGAAGCUUCCAAGCAGUGCUUAAUGCCUUGAACCAGACACUCCACGGGCGCAAAGUGGACAAACGUAGUGACCCAUAUCACGUCUACAUCAAGAACAGGGUCUCCAUGAUCUGA
Molecule: messenger RNA, 162 nt
Organism: Antrostomus carolinensis (chuck-will's-widow)
Lineage: Eukaryota; Metazoa; Chordata; Aves; Caprimulgiformes; Caprimulgidae
Gene: KCNE3
Product: potassium voltage-gated channel subfamily E regulatory subunit 3
Exons: 2
Coding region: 16-162 (48 amino acids)
Source: RefSeq, a predicted model, not a curated record